AGGCCGGUUAUUGCUUAACCUGAAUUCCUGAUGAUCUCCAUCGAAACUGAAGAACGUAAACAUUUUUCAUAUAUAUACUUGCUUAAACAAUCACAUUAACCAAGAGAAUAUGGGAAUUUUAAGUCCAGUGGUUGUUGUUACAACCCUUUCUACCAUUCUCCUAUCUAUUUUAUGGAGGGCAACUUUAGAUUUACCUCAGGAAUCAUUUCUUCAAUGUCUCUUAGAGAAUUCUCUCCGUUCCCAUCCCAUCUCUGCAGCAAUCUACACUCCUCAGUCCUCCUCAUAUUCAUCUGUUUUGGAAUCUUACAUUAGAAACCUUCGAUUCAAUGAGACCUCGACCCCAAAGCCAUUCCUUAUUCUCACUGCAUCGCACGAAUCCCAUAUCCAAGCUGCCGUCCUUUGUGCCAAAAAGCAAGAUUUUCAGAUGAAAAUUCGGAGUGGAGGCCAUGACUACGAGGGGUUAUCUUAUGUAUCUAGUGUUCCAUUCUUUAUCCUAGACAUGUUCAAUCUUCGAUCUGUCGAUGUAGAUAUAGGAAAUGAGACUGCUUGGGUUCAGACAGGAGCAACUCUUGGUGAAGUUUAUUACAGAAUUGCUGAGAGGAGCAAUAUUCAUGGCUUCCCAGCUGGUGUUUGCCCCACAGUUGGUGUCGGCGGUCACUUAAGUGGAGCUGGCUAUGGUAAUAUGAUGAGAAAGUACGGCGUUUCUGCCGAUAACAUUAUCGAUGCACAGUUUAUUGAUGCUGAUGGUAGACUUCAUGACAGAAAAUCUAUGGGUGAAGAUCUUUUUUGGGCCAUCAGAGGAGGAGGAGGAGCGAGCUUCGGUGUCAUUCUUGCAUAUAAAAUUAUGUUGGUUCGUGUUCCGCAAAAAGUCACUUCGUUUCAGGUUGAAAAAACACUGGAAGAAAAUGCGACGGACAUUGUUGACCAAUGGCAACAUGUUGCAGAUAAGCUGCCUGACGAGCUCUUCAUCAGACUUGCCUUGGAUGUCGUAAAUCGCAGUCAAAGUGGUGAAAAGACAGUAAGGGCUUCAUUCAUUUCCUUGUUUCUUGGAGAUUCUGAUACACUCCUUUCCAUCAUGAAUGAGAGGUUUCCCAAGUUGGGUUUAAGUAAAUCUGAUUGCGUUGAGACUAGCUGGAUUCGAUCCGUCCUUUUUUGGGCCAACAUACCCAUCGAGACGAAGAUCGGUGUUUUGCUGGAUCGAACUCCUCAAACAUUGGUUUCCUUGAAGAGGAAAUCAGAUUAUGUGAAAGAACCAAUUCCCAAGGCUGGUUUGGAGGGGAUUUGGAAGACAAUGAUUGAACUGCAGGUGCCAAAAAUGUUCUUUAAUCCUUAUGGUGGAAAGAUGGCUGAAAUUCCAUCAACAAAAAUUCCAUUCCCCCACAGAGCAGGAAACCUAUGGAAGAUUCAGUAUUUAGCAAAUUGGAAUGAAUCGGGGAUUGAAGCAGCAAAUCAUCACUUAGGUUUGACAAGGAAGCUUUACGAUUACAUGACUCCUUUCGUGUCCAAGAACCCAAGGGAAGCAUAUCUCAACUACAGAGAUGUUGACUUGGGUACCAGCUACAAUGGAAAGCCUGUCUACUCGGAGGGAAGAGUUUAUGGGAUCAGGUAUUUUAAGGGUAAUUUCGAGAGGUUGGUGCAGAUUAAGAGUAAGGUUGAUCCUAGUAAUUUCUUUAGAAAUGAACAGAGCAUCCCUGUUCUUCCACAUCAAGAGAAUAGGGAUGAUCAAUGAUAACAGAUACUAACUUUUUUAUUAGCAAUUACUAUAAUCUCUUAAUUCUCUGUUGAAAUAUAGUAUGUACAACUUGUCAUGAAGCAAAAAUCUAGGUAAGAUAUAUAAUGCAUUGCUUAUUUCAGCAGCCAAAGUCUGCUGCUUCUGGCUGCUUUGCUGAUUCUGGCUCCUGGAGCUGCUUGACUGCUAAGGCUUUUGAUUAGCCGGAUUUUGUGAAGCCGCUGUAAGAUUCUUCGAACUUGUUUCUGAUCUUGGACUUGGAUGACCAAGGAUUUAUAUGUCCUGCUUUUUGUUUUUGGAACUUUUUUGUUCUGGUAUUUCAGGCUUUGCCUUUGGGGCUGUGAAGUUUAGGUUCCUUAGGAGUGAUAAGCUCAUAAGCAGAUCUUUUGUUGUUUAUGUACACCUUUUCUCGUUUCCAAAGCUGUUCUUAUGCCAAGGGGAGUCUUUCACCAAAUAGGUUUAAGACUUGUACUGGCAUUCAUGCUUUGGCGCUUUCAAUAAAACUCACUUUUCAAAAAAAAAAUGUUUAUUUGAGUGUAAAGAGUCCUUGGGAGUCUCUUUGUUGAGUGUUCUAUGUUGAUGGUGACUUGCGGGAGACAACAGGACUCACUUUGUUGUCUCAUUCUUUGGUUGUAAGAGAAUUUCUGGCUCUUCACUGUUUUGGACUCUCUUGGUUCUUCUUCUAAUGUCUCUUGGACUAUAGGUGCUCAGCAGCUCAGCUGGGAUUCGUUUUCUGCUUUGCCAGGUCCAGCUGUUGUUUUGCCUGGCUUCUUGUAUGUGCUUCCUGCUUUCUUUUCUCCACUCGCAAACGGACGGAACAAAGUUGGCUCCGCUGUGUUGAAGUUCGACAAUGUUUUAUGUUCCACUUGUGUGCUGCUGGGGAUUCUCAGUCUCUUGUGCUCACCGCCUAGUUUCCAAGUCGGCGGUGUGUGCUGAAGGUUAAGGUUGUGAUGAUCCUUUGUGCCUGGUGUUGUUGGAGUGUCUUGCUUUCUUCUUCUGUCUCUGCUGGAUUUGGUGUGAAGCUCUCCAUAUUUGAGGAGGCAUGUGACUGCAGCUCUUUGAUGUGCUGGCUUGACAUCCUUGAUUCCUUAGGUGUCUCUUGGGGUGCUUCUUCUUUUGCUGGUCCGAGCUGUUCUUUUUGACGCUUGUAGUUUGUGUUUAUGCGGUACAGCUAUCUUUGUGCGGGCUGCCUUUCUUUGGCUGUAGAGCAGAGCUAAUUGCUCCUCUAUGUGUAGAUUUGUGUCUUGAUGUUUUGUCCUGGGAAGCUACUUGUCUAUAUAUUGAGUAGCAGGCCCCUUGCGAAAAUGUACAGUUUUUGUUUCCCCCACCAA
Theobroma cacao (cacao) is the source of this 3060-nucleotide messenger RNA. The record is from RefSeq and is a predicted model, not a curated record. Lineage: Eukaryota; Viridiplantae; Streptophyta; Magnoliopsida; Malvales; Malvaceae.